AAUCAAAUAAUUCAGGAAUACUGGCAACGCUGUCUUGUUUCAUGCCCGUAGAGACAACCGACACUCAUCCCAUUUUCAGUAUUUUGCUACCCACAGUAUUUAUUGUACCGUCCCUGUAUUCAUAAUAUGCUACUCGACGCAGGUAUAAAACCACCCUCGACGGUCGAAAUGUCAUCAUUACAGUUUCAGCAUCGAACUGUUCGUGUCGUUCGCAGUAUGUCUGGACGUGGAAAAGGAGGCAAACUCAAGGGAAAGGCAAAGUCCCGUUCGAGCCGCGCUGGAUUGCAGUUUCCAGUCGGUCGUAUUCACCGUCUACUCCGAAAGGGCAACUAUGCCGAGCGUGUUGGAGCCGGUGCUCCCGUCUACCUGGCUGCCGUGAUGGAGUAUCUGGCCGCUGAAGUUCUCGAGUUGGCAGGAAAUGCCGCUCGUGACAACAAGAAAACCCGUAUUAUCCCACGUCACCUGCAGUUGGCCAUCCGCAACGACGAAGAACUGAACAAACUUCUUUCCGGAGUGACCAUCGCUCAGGGUGGUGUCCUGCCAAACAUCCAGGCCGUCCUGUUGCCCAAGAAGACCGAAAAGAAGGCCUAAAUUCGAUCGAAGUUCCCACCCUUUAACAAAAUCCGUCCUUUUCAGGACGACCAAUUUGAUGGUAAAGAGUU
Molecule: messenger RNA, 662 nt
Organism: Ochlerotatus camptorhynchus
Lineage: Eukaryota; Metazoa; Arthropoda; Insecta; Diptera; Culicidae
Product: histone H2A-like
Exons: 1
Coding region: 127-591 (154 amino acids)
Biological process (GO): heterochromatin formation
Cellular component (GO): chromatin; nucleosome
Molecular function (GO): structural constituent of chromatin; protein heterodimerization activity; DNA binding
Source: RefSeq, a predicted model, not a curated record